This is a messenger RNA of Sturnus vulgaris (Common starling), 1082 nucleotides long. It is a transcript of the gene TXN2, whose product is annotated as thioredoxin 2. Gene Ontology annotation, cellular component: mitochondrion. NCBI's taxonomy places the organism in Eukaryota, Metazoa, Chordata, Aves, Passeriformes, Sturnidae. Gene Ontology annotation, biological process: cell redox homeostasis. Gene Ontology annotation, molecular function: protein-disulfide reductase activity. The record is from RefSeq and is a predicted model, not a curated record.
GCGGUCACCUCCGUGCCCGGGAAGAUGGCCCAGAGGCUGGCGCUCCAGCGGCUGCUGUCCCUCCCUACGCGGGGGUCCCUGGCAUCCCACGGCAGGGCCUUUGGCACCUCAGUUGGCCGCAGGAGCACUUUCAACGUGCAGGAUGGCAGCGACUUCCAGGACCGGGUGGUGAACAGCCCCAAGCCCGUUGUGGUGGACUUCCACGCGCAGUGGUGUGGUCCCUGCAAGAUCCUAGGCCCCAGGUUAGAGAAACUGGUGGCCAAACUGGAGGGGAAGGUGCUGAUGGCCAAAGUGGACAUUGAUGAUCACACAGACCUUGCUAUUGAGUACGAGGUGUCAGCAGUGCCAACUGUGCUGGCUAUGAAGAACGGAGACGUUGUGGAUAAAUUUGUGGGCAUAAAGGAUGAGGAUCAGCUGGAGGCAUUCCUCAAGAAACUCAUUGGAGCCUGAAGUAAAAGGGUGGCUGUAUCUCUGCCUCUGGACACGUCCAUGUUGUGCAUUCCUUGCCUGGGAGAGCUGAGGGCAGGUCAAUUGCCUGCCCUGUACAACCCGGGGGUUUUCUGUUUUGGUGUUUUUAGGAGAUGGAAAAUGUAACCCUUCUCUCCUUCUCCCCCUUCUCACAAGCAGCAGUAGUUGUAAAGGGCGCUAAGGAGCCGGGCUGCUUAUUCUCAAAACAGGGAAUGUGGCUGGAAUUAGAAGCCUGUGUUUAUCAGCCAAGAGCUGACAUGCAGAGCUGCUGCUGCUGCUGCUGAGCUAAGAGGAGGAAUGUUUUUGUCUUUGCCUCACAUCUGAUAGCCCAGAGCAGAGGGCAGCUGCUCCCUGCAAGAUGAUGGUACAUACCUGCCCUGGGUGGGUUUGUUUAAAGCUCAGAAUGCCUCUACCUUGUCUGUGAAACCUGUCUCUUUCUUCCUGUGUCUUUUUGUUAAUGGGACAGGUACAACUCCUCCACAAAUCCAUGGGCUCCCAUCAUAAUUUUAUAAGAGAAAAUUGGGAGAAGUAUUUCAUGGAUCUCCUUUUGUAUGUCUGCAGUAGAGAACUUUUAUCAGUCACUGCUGUCUAGCCAGGAGAAUAAAACUUGAUUC